AUGGAAGCGAUACCGAAAGCAAGCCCAGAGAGCCCAGAGAAGGACUUAGUAUGGCUGAGACAAAGCCAGAUCACAUUACAAGACAAAAUCAAAAUGUUGAAUGAGCUCGAUGAACAAGUCAUUGAUAUACUCAGCGCAUCGAAGGACGAAGACGUCGACGAACAACUUGGCAAAGAGAUCGAGGAUUCAGGCCAAGCGAUCGCAGAAUUGGAAAGAACGUUGCUUCAACUCGAUGACGCGCUAGGAAAACUCGAAGGACAAAGCCUGCCAUUGUUGACGCCAACGAAUCUCACAUCAGCCGAAGGAAACCUUGAUCAAAGUCAUGUUUCAAUAUCAAGUGCGGGUAAAAUCAUAAGAGCGAAGCUUCCGAAACUUAGACUACGGAAUUUCGGCGGAACGAUUUGUGAAUGGGCAGAGUUUUGGAAUGGAUUUUCCAGCUCGAUAGACAACAAUGAUCAAUUGUCGGAUGUUGACAAGUUCGCCUAUCUGCGCGGAUAUUUGGAAGGGCCAGCAAAGUCUACCAUGGCUGGUCUCUCGUUGACGGGAGCGAAUUACAAGUGUGCGGUGGAAUUGUUAAAAGAAAAGCGCAGUACAACGCGCGCACGUAAAUGA
Paramuricea clavata is the source of this 612-nucleotide messenger RNA. The record is from the annotation of a GenBank genome assembly. NCBI's taxonomy places the organism in Eukaryota, Metazoa, Cnidaria, Anthozoa, Malacalcyonacea, Plexauridae.